AUGGGUACAAGUGUGAAGAGAUUCAUGUUCAAGAAAGCGAAAGGUACGAAAAGAUUAGAGGGUUUAUCAAAGAAGAUCAAAGAACUCAGUAUACUGUGUGACAUCGAUGCAUUCCUUGUUUGCUAUGAUGGAGAUGAUACUUCGUCGUCUUCGUGCUGCUACACAUGGCCUGAGGACCCAAAGGCUUGCCUCUCACUGAUUCAGAAAUACAAGAAAAACUUGGCCACUAUAAAACAUUGCAAUGGUUGUUCGUCUCGUUCGUCCAAGAAAGCGCAAGAAUGUGAAAGAUUGAAUGUGGGUUUGCAAAAGAAAGUUCAAGAUAGUGAAGAAUUCAAGAUUGAUUUGCGCAAGAAACUGAAAGAAAGUGAAGAAUCACAUGUGGGUUCCUCCAAGAAAGCGGAAAAAGGUGAAGAACAUAACACAAUUUAUGGUGCUACGACUAUAGAUUUUGUGAAUAUUGGAAUGGGGGUUGGAGUAGAUGAACGGCAAGAAUUACUAUCCCGGAUUGAUCAGGUAAAGUUGGAUGUGGAGGAACGAAUACGCUUCUUGACGAUGACUAAUCAGAAUAAGGUGAUAAACAGAGAAGAAGAGACUCUGGUUUUGCAAGACAUGAAGAAACAAGAAAAUCAAGGUGAGAAGAAAGGUCCAAACCAAGACUGGAUGAUGGGUACUAGAAGUUAUUCUGGUAUGCUAAAUUCUAUUAUUCUUGAGAAUGAUGCUCUUGAUGCUAAUUUAGCAAGUUUGCAUGGACAUGAUGAUCUCAUGGAAAGCCGUGGCUGUAUGAUGGGUUUUGAUAGCUUUUCUGGUUUGCUAGAUUCCAUUGUUCUUCAGGGUUGUGCUCCUGAUGCCAAUUUAACAAGUUUCCAUGGACAUCGUGGUCUCAUGGAAAGCAACAACAGUAUGAUGGGUUGUGAUAAUUAUUGUGGUUUUCUAGACUCUACUGUCCUCGAGGGUUGUGUUGGACUUGGACCCAUCGAUGAUGACAGGAUGAUGAGUUGUUUUUAUGGACAUGGUGGAUUCAUGUAUAGAAACGAAUGGAUGAUGGGUUGUGAUAGGUAUUCCGGUUGUUGA
This is a messenger RNA of Ilex paraguariensis (yerba mate), 1071 nucleotides long. NCBI's taxonomy places the organism in Eukaryota, Viridiplantae, Streptophyta, Magnoliopsida, Aquifoliales, Aquifoliaceae. The record is from the annotation of a GenBank genome assembly.